AUGUCGUGUGGUUUCCGCGUCCUCCCCCCCCGGCCGCGUAGCACCGGGUUUCUCGCCCUUUGUGUCCAGCCGAGCUGGUCCCGUGUGAGCAAUCAAGUGAAUGUGAAAGCAGCAACAGACUUGGAAAAAAACAAAGAGAAAAUAGAAAACACUGUACCGCUGAAGGAAUCCCUGAUAAUCAACUUUGAAAGUAAAGGAAGUUUGAAAAAUGCUGAAGUGACUUCAAGUACAGGAAUGACUCUUCCCACAGGUGUUUCAACCUUUCUCCUAGAGUGUUUAGAUGUAGAUUCAACUGCAGAUUAUAACACAGGUGAUAGUGACAGCCUGAACAGUUGCCCAUCCCCUGAAACAUUCAGAGAUGAUCGUUCAGCUACCUGUGUCCUCACUAACUUUGAAACUGGUGCAUUAAGUCAGAAAGAGACCAUCAAAUUGCAGUUACAGUUCUUCAGUAUUAAGUGUUUCAACUACUCUGGCAGGACCGGAAAGAAAGGUGAAAGAUCCUUAAUAAAUCAGCCAGGUUGUAACAUAGAUGACUUGCUCCUUCCUCGUCCUGACAAUCAAACUGCUAAACCCGAAAGGCUGAAGUGUAAGAAAAAAGAAAAAAAUUCUAGUACAUUAGAAGGUGGUACAUCGUCAUUUGGUCAGCUUGGCGCCCCAGGAAACACCUCAGCCAAAUCGGUGGGGUUGACAGCAGCAGUAGUGCCGUCCAAAUGGACAGAUGCUGUGGUGCAAAUGAGUUCCACCAUGCUGAUCGUGGAGGAAAAUAAAGCCCUAAAAAAUCUUGGUUUUGCUCAGCCUGCAGAGCUAGAUCCUCUGUGUGGCAGACAAGAAAUCUGCUCCAUUGUCAGAACUUCACCGUGCCGGAGGCCUUCCAGGCUUCACCAAAUUCCAGUUAACACAAAAGCGUUCUGCAUUCCCGAGGGAGUGCCUGAAGAUACUAUUACGAGUACCAAAAACUGGAUCUACUGUAAACACAGAUGAGAUUUCUGG
This is a messenger RNA of Pygoscelis adeliae (Adelie penguin), 990 nucleotides long. RefSeq lists its product as uncharacterized. Gene Ontology annotation, cellular component: kinetochore. The record is from RefSeq and is a predicted model, not a curated record. The coding region runs from base 1 to 981 and encodes 326 amino acids. Gene Ontology annotation, biological process: meiotic sister chromatid cohesion, centromeric; homologous chromosome segregation; meiosis I sister chromatid cohesion. The transcript is spliced from 11 exons. NCBI's taxonomy places the organism in Eukaryota, Metazoa, Chordata, Aves, Sphenisciformes, Spheniscidae.